Prorocentrum cordatum is the source of this 900-nucleotide messenger RNA. NCBI's taxonomy places the organism in Eukaryota, Dinophyceae, Prorocentrales, Prorocentraceae. The record is from the annotation of a GenBank genome assembly.
UCUCCCUCCUCCCUCCCACGCCCUCCCCCGCCCUCCUCUUCGGGGAAACGUACGGCUCGAGCUCGCCGGAACUCAGGUUUGGCGACGCUCUUUGACGAGCCCGUCCCGGACUUUGACUGUCCACUUGCUGUGGGAUAUCUGCAGCGGGAGCUCGCGCCAACAUUCAGACCAGGUCUCGUCAAUCUUCCUGACGGCCCCAGCAGGCCAACCCGAGUCUCCCGACCCCUCCUCGACGGGUGGGCGUGCCAGGGGGGGGCCCUUGGCAGAGCCAGCAGCCAUGGCGCGCACCCCGCUGAUGAGCUCGCUUGCCGUGCUGGCGCUCCUGGCGUUCGGCCUCCGCUGCGCCUUCGUGCCGGCGCCCGAGGCCAGCUCCGCCCGCCUCCCGGAGCUCUCGCCCGCCGCCGCCGCCGCGGUGUUGGGCGCGGCGCCCGCGCUCGCCGCCGAGAUCGACGCCGCCGAGGCCUACAACCGCAAGGUGCUGGAGGGCGCCGCCUACGGCGGGAUGCUGUGCGUCUUCAUGCUCGGCCUCAUCGUCCAGGGCGUCCGCAGGGACGUGGGCAACAAGUGGCUCAACUGAGCGGGCAAGCGCGUGGCCACGCGCGCGCGCCCUGUCUGGGCUCCUGGCCCCGUGGGGGCUGGGCAGGGGCCGGCUGGGACCCCGAGGGAAGCACGUGGCAGACAGAGGGGCCAUACUGCGCCACACCCGUGUUUUUUUCAAGUGAUCGCCUCGGAGAGCCGGUGGGCCCAUUGGCGGGCGGCUGCUCGGGCGACGCCGCGCGGCCCGUGCCGGAGCGGCGGCCGCGCGCGCGAUGUGAAGAGCCAGAGGCACUGCAGUGGAGCCUCCUCCUCCUCCUCCUCCUCAUCCUCAUCCUCAUCCUACCCUUUCCCCUCCUCCUCCUC